Suncus etruscus (white-toothed pygmy shrew) is the source of this 7694-nucleotide messenger RNA. It is a transcript of the gene LRRK2, whose product is annotated as leucine rich repeat kinase 2. The transcript has 51 exons. Gene Ontology annotation, biological process: protein phosphorylation. Gene Ontology annotation, molecular function: protein binding; ATP binding; GTP binding. The record is from RefSeq and is a predicted model, not a curated record. NCBI's taxonomy places the organism in Eukaryota, Metazoa, Chordata, Mammalia, Eulipotyphla, Soricidae. The coding region runs from base 1 to 7560 and encodes 2519 amino acids.
AUGGCCAGCGGCGGGCGCAGGGGCGCCGAGGAGGACCAGGAGACCCUGAGGAAGCUGAUCGUCCGCCUGGGCAAUGUGCAGGAGGGCAAGCAAGUGGGCACGCUGGUGCAGACGCUCGAGGACGCGCUGCUGCUCACCUACGCCCCGCACGCUUCCACAUUAUUUCAAGGAAAAACCGUACAUGUGCCGCUGCUGGUGGUCCUGGACUCGUACCUGGGGGUGGCCUCUAUACAGCAGGUGGGCUGGUCACUUCUGUGCAGAUUAAUAGAAAUAUGCCCUGAAACAAUGCAGAGCUUGAUGGGACCCCGGGAUGUCGGACGUGACUGGGAAGUCCUUGGGGUUCAUCAGCUGAUUCUUAAGAUGCUGAUGAUUCACAAAACCAGCGUGAACCUGUCCACGGUGGGCUUGAAAGCCCUUGACCUCCUCCUAACUUCAGGGAAAAUUACGCUGCUGAUAUUGGAUGAAGAAAGUGAUGUCUUCUUGUUGAUUUUCGAUGCCAUGCGGACAUUUUCAACCAAUGAGGAAGUUCAGAAACUUGGAUGCAGUGCUUUACAUGUGCUGUUUGAGAGAGUUUCAGAGGAGCAACUGAUUGAAUUUGUGGAGAAUAAAGAUUAUGUGAUAUUGCUAAAUGCAUUAAAUGCAUUCAAGAAUGAAGAGGAAAUUGUGUUUCAUGUACUGCACUGUUUGCACUCCUUAGCAGUGCCUUGUAACAAUGUGGAAGUGCUCAUGAGCGGCAACGUGCGGUGCUACAAUAUCGUAGUGGAUGCCAUGAAGGCCUUUCCCAGCAGUGAGAACAUCCAGGCUGUGAGCUGCUGCCUGCUGCACAGACUGAGCUUGGGGAACUUCUUCAACAUUUUGGUGCUGAAUGAGGUGCAUGUGUUCGUGGUGGCAGCCGUAAGGCAUUUUCCCAGGAAUGCCACAGUACAGGUGGCUGCGCUCAGCUGUCUGGCUCUCCUCACUGAGACCAUUUUCUUAAACCAAGACUUGGAGGAGAAGAAUGAGUGCCUGGAGGCUGAGGAGGCUGAGGAGGAGCAGCUGUUCUGGCUGAGAUCCUGUUAUGAAGCCCUGACAUGGCACCGGAAGAACAGGCAUGUGCAGGAGGCGGCAUGCUGGGCUCUGAAUAAUCUCCUCAUGUACCAGCAGAGUCUACACGAGAACAUUGGAGAUGAAGAUGGCCAGUUUCCGGCUCAUAGGGAGGUGAUGUUGGCCAUGCUGAUGCAUUCCUCGUCCAAAGAAGUCUUCCAGGCAUCUGCCAACGCACUCUCUACUCUGCUGGAACAAAAUGUUAAUUUCAGAAAAGUCCUGUUGUCCAAAGGAAUAUUCCUGAAUGUACUAGAAUUGAUGCGGAAACAUGCACAGUCUCCUGAAGUGGCUGAAAGCGGCUGCAAAAUGCUAAAUCAUCUGUUUGAAGGAAGCAUCUCUUCCCUGGACACAAUGGAAGUGGUAACUCCAAGAAUCAUUGCCAUUAUGAAGAGCCAUGAAGCCUUGCCAUCUGUGCAGCUGGAGGCACUGAGAGCUGUUUCACAUUUUAUAGUUCCUGACAUGCCGGAAGAAUUCAGGGGAGAUACUGAAGAGCAGCAGAAGCUAAAUUUGGUUCAAAAGCAUUUCUUGAAGAAUCAUAUCCACAAGCUGGUCUUAGCAUCUCUGAAUAGGUUCAUUGGCAAUCCUGGGAUUCAGAAAUGUGGAUUGAAAGUCAUUUCCUCUAUAGCCUGUUUUCCUGAAGCACUUGAGGAGCUGUCCCAAGAGGGAGCUGUAGAUACAGUGGUGCACGCACUGCAGAUGUUUCCUGACAGUCAAGAAAUUCAGUGUCUGGGUUUAAGUCUUAUAGGCUGCUUCGCUACGAAGAAGAACUUAGGCAUAGGAACUGGACAUCUGCUAGCAAAGAUUCUGGUGUCCAGUUUGCAAAGAUUCCCUGAUGUUCGUGAUGUGCAGAUGAAGGGUUUUCAGACCAUCCUGACAUUACUGGAAUUGCUGCCUCCCUUUUCCUCCAAGCUGCUGUUGCAUCAUUCAUUUGAUUUGGUCAUUUUCCAUCAGAUGUCUUCCAGCAUCCUCGAGCAAAAGGACCAGCAGUUUCUGAAACUUUGCUGCAAAUGCUUUGCAAAACUGAGUGUGGAAGAUGAGCAGAAGAGCUUGAUGUUGGAGCGAGCCUGUGAGCAGAACAACAGCAUCAUGGCUGAAUGUUUGCUCCUGCUGGGUGCUGAUGUCAAUGGAGUCCAGGACACCCCUCCUCUGAUCUGCCAGGUGUGUGAGAAGACCAGCAGUCCCCAGUUGGUGGAGUUGCUGCUUGAUGCUGGCUCCCGAGAGCAAGACAUCCGGGACGCACUGGCCAUCAGUGUGGCCAAAGGUGACAGCCCUGUGGUCAGCCUGUUGCUGAGGAGACUGGCCCUGGACCUGGCCAAUAGCAGCAUCUGCCUGGGUGGCUUCUGCUUGGGGAAGCUUGAGCCUGCAUGGCUGGGACCUCUGUUCCCAGAUAAGACACCCAGUACCAAGAGCAAGACACAUAUUGGGUCCACACUGGCCCGUAUGGUGCUCCGGUGCCAGGCGCACAGCGUGGGACCUGUGAACACAGCUUCCAGCUCGGAAGCGCCUGUUCCUGAGGCCCUUGAGCAGUUCGAUGACUGGACUUUCAUUUCUGAAACCUUUGUGGACAGUGUGUUUGGUCCAAGUGAUGACCUGGAUAGUGAAGGAAGUGGCAGCUCAUUUCUUAUGAAAAAGAAGCCAAAUUCAAUCAGCGUGGGAGAAUUUUACCGAGACCCUGUCUUGCAGCAUUGCUCUCCAAAGCUACCAAGGCAUUCCAGUUCUUUGGAGCCGUUUUUAAACCAUGAAAACUUGCUGAAGCGAGAAAGAAAAAUAUUAUCUUCAGAUGAUUCACUCAGGUCAUCAAAGCUUCAGUCUAGCACAAGGCCUUCUGACAGCUCUUCUUCCCUGGUUCUUGAGAGAGAAUAUAUCACAUCAUUAGACCUUUCAGCAAAUGAGCUGAGAGACAUCGACGCCCUCAGCCAGAAGAGUGGGCUCAGCAGCUACCUGGAGCACCUGCAGAGGCUGGAGCUUCACCAGAACAUGCUCACGGGCUUCCCUCAGCAGCUGUGUGAGAUGCUGAAGUGUCUGACUCAUUUGGACUUGCACAGUAACAGACUCAUCUCAUUCCCCCCAUAUUUGCUGAAGAUAAAGUGUUUGGCCACUCUUGACAUCUCUCGUAACAACAUUGGGUCCUUGGUCCUAGAGACCACAUGGAAGUGUCCAACCCUGAGACUGCUUAACCUGUCAUACAACCAGCUGACUUUUCUUCCUGAGCACCUGAGCACUGUUGCCGAGAACUUGGAACAACUGAUUGUGGAAGGAAAUAAAAUAUCAGAACUGUGUUCCCCCUUGAGUCUAAAGGAACUGAAGGUUUUGAACCUUAGUAAGAACUUCAUCUCCUUACUACCCAAGGACUUCCUGGAGGCCUGUCCUAAAGUGGAAAAUUUUAGUGCUCAGAUGAAUUUUCUUGCUGAUAUGCCUUUUUUGCCUUCUUCUCUGACAAGUCUAAAAUUAUCUCAAAACAGAUUUACAUGUGUUCCAGAAGCAAUUUUAAAUCUUCCACACUUGCGGUGCAUAGACAUGAGUAGCAAUUUUAUCCAGUGCCUCCCUGGUCCUGCUCACUGGAAGUCCUUGAAUUUAAGAGAGCUCUUGUUCAGCUAUAAUCAGAUCAACAUUUUGGACUUGAGUGAAAAGGCAUUUAUGUGGUCAAGAAUGGAGAAACUACAUAUUUCUCACAAUAAACUGAAAGAGAUUCCUCCUGAGAUUGGCUAUCUUGAAAAUCUAACAUCUCUUGAUGUUAGUUACAACGUGGAACUGAGAUCCUUUCCUAAUGAAAUGGGAAAAUUAAGCAAGAUAUGGGAUCUACCUUUGGAUGAACUACGUCUUAAUUUUGAUUUUAAACAUAUUGGAUGUAAAGCCAAAGACAUCAUAGGAUUUCUUCAGCAGCGAUUAAAAAAGGCCGUGCCUUAUAACCGAAUGAAACUGAUGAUGGUGGGAAAUACUGGCAGUGGUAAAACCACCUUACUGCAGCAGUUAAUGAAGAUGAAGAAAUCCGAUCUUGGGGCACAGAGUGCCACUGUUGGCAUUGACGUGAAGGACUGGCCUGUCCAGAUUAGGGGCAAAGGAAAGAAAGACCUGGUUCUCAACGUGUGGGAUUUUGCAGGCCGAGAGGAGUUCUACAGCACACACCCUCACUUUAUGACCCAGAGGGCCCUUUACCUGGCAGUGUACGACCUCAGCAAAGGACAGACUGAAGUGGAUGCCAUGAAGCCUUGGCUAUUCAAUAUCAAGGCACGAGCCUCCUCAUCUCCUGUGAUCCUCGUGGGCACGCAUUUGGAUGUUUCUGACGAGAAGCAGCGCAAAGCCUGCAUUAGUAAGAUUACCAAAGAGCUCCUGAACAAGCGAGGGUUUCCUGCAAUACGGGAUUACCACUUUGUGAAUGCUACUGAAGAAUCCGAUGCUUUGGCCAAACUUCGGAAAACCAUCAUAAAUGAGAGCCUGAAUUUCAAGAUUCGCGAUCAGCCUGUGGUUGGACAAUUGAUUCCAGAUUGCUACGUGGAACUUGAGAAAAUCAUUUUAUCAGAGCGUAAAAAUGUGCCAAUUGAAUUUCCUGUAAUUGGCCGGAAACGAUUGUUCCAGCUCGUGAGAGAAAACCAGCUGCAGUUGGACGAGCAAGAGCUCUCCCAUGCAGUCCAUUUCCUCAACGAAUCGGGAGUCCUUCUUCACUUCCAAGACCCUGCACUACAGCUAAGUGACUUAUAUUUUGUGGAACCCAGGUGGCUUUGCAAAGUCAUUUCCCAGAUUUUAACAGUGAAAGUGGUGGAAGGCUGCCCAAAGCGCCCUAAGGGAAUUAUUUCACGCAGAGAUGUGGAAAGAUUUCUUUCAAAGAAAAAGAGAUUUCCAAAGAACUACAUGUCACAGUACUUUAAGCUCCUAGAGAAAUUCCAAAUUGCCUUGCCAAUAGGAGAGGAAUAUUUGCUCAUUCCAAGCAGUCUCUCUGACCACAGACCUGUGAUUGAGCUUCCCCACUGUGAGAAUUCUGAAAUUAUCAUCCGGCUCUAUGAAAUGCCUUAUUUCCCACUGGGAUUUUGGUCAAGAUUAAUCAGUCGAUUACUUGAAAUUUCACCUUUCAUGCUUUCAGGAAGAGAGCGAGCUCUUCGGCCAAAUAGAAUGUACUGGCGACAAGGCAUCUACUUGAAUUGGUCUCCUGAAGCCUAUUGCCUGGUGGGCUCUGAAGCUUUUGACAAUCGCCCAGAGAGCUUCUUAAAAAUCACUGUUCCUUCAUGUAGAAAAGGCUGUGUGCUUUUGGGCCAAGUCGUGGACCACAUAGACUCCCUAAUGGAAGAAUGGUUUCCUGGGCUGCUGGAGAUCGAUAUUUGUGGGGAAGGAGAAACUCUCUUGAAGAAAUGGGCACUCUAUAGUUUUAAUGAUGGGGAAGAGCAUCAAAAGAUUCUGCUGGAUGACUUGAUGAAGAAGGCUGAACAAGGAGACCUCCUCAUAAGCCCAGACCACCCGAAGCUCACCAUUCCAAUAUCUCAGAUAGCUCCUGACCUGAUUUUGGCUGACCUGCCGAGAAACAUUAUGUUGAAUAAUGAUGAACUUCAUUUUGAACAAGCUCCAGAAUAUCUCUUGGGUGAUGGCAGCUUUGGAUCAGUUUAUCAAGCAACCUAUGAAGGAGAAGAAGUGGCAGUGAAGAUUUUUAAUAAACAUACAUCACUUAGAUUGUUAAGACAAGAGCUGGUGGUACUCUGCCACCUCCACCACCCCAGUCUCAUAUCUCUGCUGGCAGCUGGGAUCCGUCCGCGCAUGCUGGUGAUGGAAUUGGCCUCCAGGGGUUCCCUGGAUCGCCUGCUGCAGCAGGAUGCCACUGGCCUCACCCGGACCCUUCAGCACAGGAUUGCCCUGCAUGUGGCUGAUGGUUUGAGGUACCUUCACUCAGCCAUGAUCAUAUACAGGGACCUGAAGCCCCACAAUGUGUUGCUCUUCACCCUGUACCCCAAUGCGGCCAUCAUUGCCAAGAUCGCAGACUACGGGGUUGCUCAGUAUUGCUGCCGCAUGGGGAUAAAAACAUCUGAGGGCACCCCAGGCUUUCGAGCACCUGAAGUUGCCAGAGGAAAUGUUAUUUAUAACCAGCAAGCGGAUGUUUACUCAUUUGGCUUAUUACUGUAUGACAUUUUGACGACUGGAGGUCGAAUAGCAGAAGGCCUAAAGUUCCCUAAUGAGUUUGAUGAAUUGGCAUUACAAGGAAAAUUACCUGAUCCAGUCAAAGAAUACGGUUGUGCCCCUUGGCCUAUGGUUGAAAAAUUAAUUAAACAAUGUUUGAAGGAAAAUCCCCAAGAAAGGCCUACUUCCGCUCAGGUCUUUGAUAUUUUGAAUUCAGCUGAAUUGAUAUGUUUGAUGAGACACUUAGUGAUCCCUCCCAACCUACCUGUUGAGUGCAUGGUCGCUACAAACCCCAGCAACAAGCACCCCGGCCUUUGGCUGGGCUGUGGACAUGCUGACAAAGGCCAGCUCUUGUUUCUGGACUUAAACACAGAAGAACACACUUUGGAGGAAGUAACUGCUAGCAGGAUACUGUGUCUGGCCCUGGUGCAUCUACCUGCUGAAAAGGAAAUGUGGAUUGUAUGUGGAACCCAGUCUGGCAGGCUCCUGGCCAUCAGUGCUCAAGAUGGGAAGAAGAAACACACUCUUCAGUCGAUGUCUGAUUCUGUCACUUGUUUGUAUUGCAACUCCUUCUCUAAGCAAAGCAAACAAAGGAACUUUCUUUUUGUGGGAACUGCCAAUGGAAACUUGGCAAUUUUUGAAGAUAAAAUGGUUAAGUAUCAAGGAGCUGACCCUUUGAAGACAGUGAAUAUAGGGAAUACCAGCACACCAGUGACGUGCAUCUGUGAGUCUGUGAGUUCUACUGAAAAAGACAUGUUGUGGGGAGGCUGUGGCACCAAGAUUUUCUUACUGUCCAAUGAUUACAAUAUUCAGAAACUCAUCGAGACCAGGACAAGUCAACUGUUUUCUUAUGCGUCCUUCAGUGAAUCCAACAUUAUAGCAGUGGCAGUGGACACAGCUCUAUAUGUUGCCAAGAAAAACAGUCCAUUCGUGGAGGUGUGGGAUAAGAAAACAGAAAAACUCUGCCAACUCAUAGACUGUGUGCACUUUUUAAAGGAAGACGUGAAAAUGAACCAGGAAUCCAGGCAGAAAAUGUCAUAUUCUGGCCGUGUCAAGAGUCUCAGCCUGCAGAAGAACACAGCUCUCUGGAUAGGCACCGGGGGAGGUGCUGUCCUACUCCUGGACCUUUCCACUCGCCGAGUACUGCACGUAGUUCACAACCUGUGUGAUUCUGUGCGAGGGUUGAUGAUGGCACAACUAGGCAACCUUAAAAAUGUCAUGCUGGUUUUGGGAUAUACCCGGACAAGUACCAAAGAAUUACAAUCUUGUUUGUCUGUUUGGGACAUCAAUCUUCCGCAUGAAGUGCAAAAUUUAGAGAAACAUAUUGAGGUGAGAAAAGAAUUAGCUGAAAAAAUGAAAGGAAUAUCUGUUGAAUAGAAGGAAAUAGGAGGUCCUUGACUUUGGAUGGGAAAAUGAUCUCUUCUUGUGAAUAUUUUCUUUAAAAUGUUUGUAUAAAAAGGGUACUUCUAGUCUUUGAAAUAUCUGGUUUGUAUAUAAAGGAAUGUUUAUAU